Cercospora beticola is the source of this 2034-nucleotide messenger RNA. Its product is annotated as E3 ubiquitin-protein ligase. Gene Ontology annotation, biological process: protein polyubiquitination; ubiquitin-dependent protein catabolic process; positive regulation of proteasomal ubiquitin-dependent protein catabolic process. The record is from RefSeq and is a predicted model, not a curated record. NCBI's taxonomy places the organism in Eukaryota, Fungi, Ascomycota, Dothideomycetes, Mycosphaerellales, Mycosphaerellaceae. Gene Ontology annotation, cellular component: ubiquitin ligase complex; cytoplasm. Gene Ontology annotation, molecular function: zinc ion binding; ubiquitin conjugating enzyme binding; ubiquitin protein ligase activity.
CACCAUCAGCGUGCAGCGACUGAACCAGAAAAUGCUCACGGCGGCAGCGUCAUGGCGCUGGCGAGCGUUUUGGGGCGCAACGGCCGCGGCAGCAAGUCCGACCGGGUGAGCAGGCCGAAAUCGUCGACAUGGACGAAGGACAAGCAGACGGCCGACGAUGAAGCUGUGGCGGCGCAGCCUGAUAUCGACGAGCUGCGACGCAAACGAGCCGAGUACUACAGCAAACCUUCAGAUGAGCGACGUCGAGUGUCGUCGAUAUUCGGGACCAAGCCGUCGACAAGGUCGUCGACGAAAUUGUCAGCAAAGUCCACGGCCUCUUCAACCGCGUCCAUGCCCCGGGCUGUGGCCGUUGCGCGAAGAAAGAGAAGGAACCCCACACGGACGACAGCCAAAACUAGCAAGCGAGCUCGCGUUGCUGCCGAUAAUGUCUACGCGCCGAUUGAGCGUACGACCGCGAUGCGAAGAGCGAGGUCUGUUGUAGGCAGAGGCAUCUCAGACGAGGAAGUUACACCGGAGGACAGCAUAUCGCAAGUAGGGCUGAAUCCCCCUUCGCGCCCAGCGAGAGCAUCGAGCGCAUCAUCUUCGAUUCCUUGCGGUAUCACUAGUGUGGACAGGCUGGAAGCAAUACCGGAGGAUCACGAGAAGCCUUCUACUUCUGCGAGACCGACGCAAAGGCGAGAUCGACGACAGCCCUCCCUACUGGGAUCCUUAUUACAGCGCAAUUCCACGAAACCACCGCGAGCCUCUCCGCGCUUAGUGGAGUGCUUGACAUGUGGUUCAGACGAUGUGCCGUCAACGAAGACUGCCAAAUUGAGCUGUGGCCAUCGAAUGUGUCACGAAUGUCUAAAGCGAGUGUUCGAAAUGUCCGUCAAAGAUCCUCAACAUAUGCCUCCCAGAUGCUGUACCAAAGAGCACAUCCCUCUCAAGCAUGUCGACAAGCUAUUUGAUCUAAAGUUCAAAGUACUAUGGAAUAAGAAGUAUGAGGAAUACCACACCAGGAACAGAGUCUAUUGCCCGACACCAAAAUGUGGGGAAUGGAUCAAGCCAUCUCACUUCCAUGUCACAAAAGGCCGCAAAUAUGGACUGUGUCCCAGGUGCAAUACCAAGGUCUGCACAUCAUGCAGUGCAAAAAUGCACAAAUCUGCAGAUUGUCCCAAGGAUCCGGAGAUCGCACAGCUCGUCAAACAAGGAAAGGAAGAAGGUUGGCAGUCUUGCUACAACUGCCAUGCAAUGAUCGAGCUAAAGGAAGGCUGCAACCACAUGACCUGUCGUUGCACAGCUGAGUUCUGCAUGAUCUGCGGAUCCAAAUGGAAAACGUGUGAAUGUCCCUGGUUCAACGCUCGCGAUCUUCCAAGCGCCGACAGACUAAACGACAUGCGAGUACCCGAAGAGAUUCAAGUAGUCUACAGAAGAGUCAUGAACGCAGCCGGAAUCCCUGUUCCAGGAGACCCACAGCAACCUGCAGGAGGCUACGUAGCCGAAUACCGACGACAGCGAACAUACAACGAAGAAAUGGAACACCGGCGACGUCAGGAACGUCUUGAUGCAGAACUUGCCCGAAGAAUGCAGCUUGGUCUUCUGCUGGAAGUCGAAGUUGAGCUAGAAGAUGAAGAACCGCGUCGAAGCCGGCAUCGAGCGGCACAUGAAGCUGCCUGGGGCCUCAACAACAAUGACCAAGGACAUUUUAUGAACGAUAAUUUCGUCGCAAAUGCUGCCAAUGUGGUUAUGAGCACUUUUGGUGAUGCGGCGAUGGGCAGGAGGGGCGAUCGAGAAUCGGGACGAAGACGUAGAGCACGACAGUCUGCUCGGCAGAACCUGGAUGACCCUGGACUUGUGCCGAAUUUUUUGGGUGACGAAAGUGUACUAGGAGUUGGACCUUCGAGGCGGGCGCGGUGAAGGAUCGAGAGAUUUACUUUGUGAUGUACGACGAGCAUGGAAGAAUGUGACCAAGAUAUGUGCAAUGAGGUACGGAGGAUACAAUGAACACAUUUCCGCGCUCUCACCCAAAUGACACCCAAAUGAAACAGAACUGAC